AUGUCGAUAACAAGAAGAGUCAACGUGCGCUCAUUGACACUACAAAUCACGAUCUUCGGCAUCGUGAUAAUAGCAGCAGCAUGCGUAGACAUGGGAAUGAUCAAGGGGUUCGCUGGCAUGGAACCGACUGGUCAUGAAACUGACGCAUUGCUGAUCGCUAUUGGGGUUCUCAUCAUCAUCAUAGCGGCCUUUGGCUGCUUCGGUGCCUGGAAGGAGAGCCCUAAACUGUUAUACAUCGCCGAAGCUCAACACUACACUUCUGACCCACCUACUCAAAUCGUGACUUUCGCCUAUAUUUCAAAAUUGACCCAAAAACGUAAUUGGUCAUGGGCAGGUCUCACUAUGUUCGUCGGCUGUCUGAUCAUCAUCAUCCUCCUGGAGCUGUCCGUUGGUAUCGCUGCUGCCGCUUUACGUCCUCAGAUUGAGAGCACCCUGAAAUCCCAACUGCGAGCGUCCUUCAUCAAGAACAAGUCUACCAAGGAAGAGGAUUCUACCUACAGGGAAUUCUGGGACCGAGUCCAAACUAGCCUGGAAUGCUGUGGCAUCACCGGUCCUGACAACUACGGAGCCUCGGAGCCUCGCAUCAAUCCUUCCUUCAGCUGCUGCCCCAACGAUGGAACUGAUCACUCCGCUGAGAUCAAACGCUCCAACUGCCUCUCUGAUGGAAAGUACUACAAGGAAGGAUGUGAAGACAAAGUUCUUGGAACGAUCCACAGUGCUGGCAUGACCGUCAUCGUCUGUGGAAUUCUCUUCUGCUUUUUGGAGGUUGCAGGCAUCGUGCUAGCCCUUUGGUUAGCGCACUCCAUAAAAACGCAGGGGAAGAGCCGAGAGACCGCUUAA
Spodoptera litura is the source of this 840-nucleotide messenger RNA. Lineage: Eukaryota; Metazoa; Arthropoda; Insecta; Lepidoptera; Noctuidae. The record is from RefSeq and is a predicted model, not a curated record.